UUUCUUCGUGAAUCGGUGACGGUGAAGGUCCUCUCGUAUAUAAGGAACAGCCUGUACUGCAAUUGUCAGUGUGAUUCGUCUCUAUUCGAAGCAACUAUCUACUUACACCCACGAACCUGAUUAAAGAUGAUACGAAUAUUUUUGUUCGUCCUGGCCGUGGCCGCCGUGAAGGCCUCUCAUUUCUCCCUGGAAGGCCAUGGUUACGGCAGUGAACCGAAGCUCAUCUCGCAAUCGGUUCAUCUGAAAGAAAUACCGACGAAAAUCAUUAAGGUCACGAAGACGGCUGUUGUCAAGGUUCCAGUACCAUAUCCAGUCAAGGUGCCCCAUCACAUACCCGUCCCUGUGCCGGUGAACCAUCCGAUCGCGAUUCCGUACACGAAGCUAGUGAAAGUCCAGGAACACGUGCCGGUGGAGGUGUCCAAGCCAUACCCGGUCGAGAUUCAUCAGCAAGUACCUGUGGUGGUGCCGAAGGCGGUGCCGAUACCUCAGCCGGUACCCGUUCCUCAGCCUGUGACGUUGAACAAGCCUGUAUUUUACCCGGUACCACACCCGAUCCCUUAUCAGGCGCACAGCCAGUCGGAGGAAAGCGUCGGUGGCGUGGGUGGUUAUGAUUCCGGUGACCACGGUGGUCACGAAUCGGAAAGCUAUAGCACUUACACGGUGAACCAACAGGGACACGACCAAGGAGGAAAUUUCCAACCAUCUCAGCCUGAUUACUCCGACCAUCAUUAACGAACGAGGGGUUCAAGUUGUAUAUACUAUGUAUAUCAGCAAGUUGGUCUUGUUAAGUUUCUGUUUGUCAUUUGUUCUUUUUGUUAAUUCGUUUAGACUUUGAUAUACUUUUUAAUAAAUGUUUAUAUUUGUACGUGCCUUGUCCUCGUUAUCGCUCCUUCGCGUGUAACAGGUGAGAUUGAACAAUUAUCGAAAGUGGUAAUUAAACAAUGACACCGAGAAAAAGGUGUCGGGUACCACGUCCACCUUUCAUGCUCCAACGAAAUGGAAAGUGAGCUGUCC
Messenger RNA from Osmia lignaria (orchard mason bee), 1014 nucleotides. RefSeq lists its product as uncharacterized. The record is from RefSeq and is a predicted model, not a curated record. NCBI's taxonomy places the organism in Eukaryota, Metazoa, Arthropoda, Insecta, Hymenoptera, Megachilidae.